AUGGCGUUGUGAGUUUACACCUUAACAGAUCUACCACGAGAUAUUAUUUAAUGUCAUUUACAUGGUCAUAACGACUGGGGGGCCGAAGCGAAACCCGAUCACGGCAGCAAAGAUUGGAACAGUAACAAGUCCAAGCCUGCAAUAGUUUUCAUGACUCGCAACGCCAGCAUUGUAACAGCUCAGGCCGGAAGUAAAGUCAUCCUACCAUGUUUUGUUAGAAACCUCUGCGAUGGAACAGUUAGUUGGAUAAGGAGAACGGAUUACCAUUUGCUAACCGUUGGUUUAGCGACGUAUGCAGGUGAUGACAGGUUCCAAACAAAACAUCCCUUCAAUUCUGAUGACUGGUCGCUACAAGUCAAAUUUGUUCAGCUCAAAGAUGCUGGGACGUACGAGUGCCAAGUAACAUCCCACCCCCCUACAAGUAUAUUCGUGCAUCUAAAAGUCGUUGAGGCUCGAGCAGAAAUAGGUGGACCAAGCGAAAAGUACGUGAAACUGGGCUCCAGCGUCGAGUUGAACUGCGUCAUCCAAGAGAGUCCGGUCCCUCCCGAGUUCGUCUUCUGGUACCACAACGAUCGCAUGGUCAACUAUGACAAAAACCGCGGGCUCAAUAUCACUUUUGAUCUGAACAACAAAAAGUCAUCACUCACGAUAACAAAGGCUACAAGGGAACAUUCAGGCAAUUACUCCUGUGUGGCCGGUAACGCCUACCCAGCUAGCGCAUUUGUUCACAUAUUGAAUGACGAAAAUCCGGCAGCGAUGCAGACUGGCAGUGGGCAACGUUGUUCAGUGAAUACAUUUCUUUUAGCUUCUUCCAAUCUGCUCAUCCUUUUAGCAUCCACAAUGUAAUAAUACAAGCAGCUCUUGUUAUCAACGUAUAACCGUUGCUCACUAAUGUGUUAUUAUUACAUUGGUGUUUAAUGUGUCACUGUGAUAUGUAUUAAUUUAUUAUUUAUUGCAAUAGCUGGUCCGUAUUAUGUUGAUAAAUGUACAUAAUAAAUAAUAUAUUAACCCACAUACCUGUGUAUUUGUUUCAACCAAUUGUAGUAUCUUUAUAUUAGACAAGUUUACAUUUUUACCGUCCUUUCAUUAGGCUGAUGUGGGAUAUCUUUUCAGUGUUGUAAUAGAUAUUAUCGCUAUUUCAUUGAAAAUAUGGUAAGAUUAUUGUUUAUUAAUGUUGGUUAAUGUAUUUAAUAAUAUAAAAUGAUGAUUGCCUACAAGGCUCUAUCAUUAUUAUUGUGUAGAUCUAUAAAUGUAUAUUGUUAAAAAAAUAUGUUGCUGGCUUUAUUUGA
Messenger RNA from Cimex lectularius (bed bug), 1289 nucleotides. Its product is annotated as limbic system-associated membrane protein-like. The record is from RefSeq and is a predicted model, not a curated record. NCBI's taxonomy places the organism in Eukaryota, Metazoa, Arthropoda, Insecta, Hemiptera, Cimicidae. The coding region runs from base 151 to 846 and encodes 231 amino acids. Gene Ontology annotation, cellular component: neuron projection membrane. The transcript has 6 exons. Gene Ontology annotation, biological process: synapse organization.